Messenger RNA from Amaranthus tricolor (Joseph's coat), 1609 nucleotides. RefSeq lists its product as uncharacterized. The coding region runs from base 547 to 1473 and encodes 308 amino acids. The transcript has 4 exons. The record is from RefSeq and is a predicted model, not a curated record. Gene Ontology annotation, biological process: tRNA methylation. Gene Ontology annotation, cellular component: tRNA (m1A) methyltransferase complex; nucleus. NCBI's taxonomy places the organism in Eukaryota, Viridiplantae, Streptophyta, Magnoliopsida, Caryophyllales, Amaranthaceae.
AAAAAAAAAUUAAAAGGAAACCCUAAUUAACUUUUUCUCGUGCCCCUUUUCUCAUUCUACUUUUCCUCUCACGCCUCCUCUCUUCCUCACUCACCACCGACCACCGACCACCGACCACCGACCACCGCCUCACGCACCACUGCACUCCACCAAACGCAGCAACAACCAAGCAGCAGCAGGCCGCGACCCUGCUGCGUAUUUAGUCUCUCGUACAUCCCUGCGCGUGCGCCACCCUCCCACACGCGUGGGCCAUAGUUGCAGCAACAUUUUACGCGUUCUCCACCUUUCCACAACCGCAACACCACCACAAGAACCACCAUUUUUGCAGCCCCAUCACCCUCUUCAUCCCCAUUUUGAGCUACUCCUCUUUUCAUUUAAAUUAGAAAUUGGAGUUUGUUUGAAGAAAUUUAUAUUGGUGAAUUUUUUGUUGCUUUUACUGGAAAUAAUUUGAGUUGAAUACUUGGGAUCUAAAAACCAGAUAAUGAUGUUUUUAGCAAUUCUUAAGUAAAUUUAAGAGUCUAUUUACAGUGAGGAGAUUCCAGCAUUAUGCUACCUGCAGACCCUACCCAAAGACUUACUCUCCAACGCCGAAUCCAAGAAGGGGACCUUGUUAUAGCCUAUGAGCGCCAUGACCACAUGAAAGCAAUCAAAGUAACUAAAGGUUCCAUCCUGCAAAAUCGGUUUGGAGUAUUCAAUCACUCUCACUGGGUUGGUAAACCAUUUGGGUCCAAAGUUUUCAGCAAUAAAAAUGGAUUUAUUUACUUGUUGGCACCAACUCCGGAGUUAUGGACGUUGGUUCUGAGUCAUAGGACCCAGAUUCUCUACAUAGCUGAUAUUAGCUUUGUAGUAAUGUACUUAGAGAUAGUCCCAGGAUGUCUGGUGCUAGAGUCUGGUACAGGUAGUGGCUCUCUUACGACGUCGCUUGCUAGGGCUAUUGCUCCUUCAGGUCGUGUUUGUACAUUUGAUUUUCAUGAGCAAAGGGCUGCUUCAGCAAGGGAGGACUUUGAGAUGACUGGAGUGAGCAGUUUAGUUACUGUGGGAGUUAGAGAUAUUCAGGGUGAGGGCUUUCCUGAUGAAUUUUCAGGGAAGGCUGAUGCGGUCUUCUUAGACUUGCCCCAACCUUGGCUUGCCAUUCCAUCAGCCGGAAAGAUGUUAAAACCAGAUGGAGUAAUAUGCUCUUUUUCACCCUGCAUCGAGCAAGUGCAACGAUCUUGUGAAACACUCAAAUUAAAAUUUACUGAUAUAAGGACGUUUGAGAUUCUCCUUCGAACUUAUGAAGUUAAAGAAUUAAGUACCGAAGUUGGCGAAGUAGAUGAAGGUAUUUCCUUCCGAUCACCACCUCGCAAAAAACGCCAACAUUCGACUGCAACAGGAAAGGAUUCCGUUGCCACGACAGUGAUGGCAAAGCCUUGCAGUGAAGCAAGAGGCCACACCGGUUAUUUGACAUUUGCAAGACUAAAAUGUCUUGCUUAAGGAGUUUGCCUUGUUUUAUGGAGUUCCGGCCUGCAGAUUUGGAGAAUUAGUGCAGUUGCAAUGAUGUGAAGUACAAAUAAAAUCGUCUUGUAUCGGUUAUAUCUUGGUAUGUUGUGCAGUCCGGAAUUUUGUUGUC